Molecule: messenger RNA, 2634 nt
Organism: Australozyma saopauloensis
Lineage: Eukaryota; Fungi; Ascomycota; Pichiomycetes; Serinales; Metschnikowiaceae
Gene: FZO1
Product: mitofusin
Exons: 1
Coding region: 1-2634 (877 amino acids)
Biological process (GO): mitochondrion localization; mitochondrial fusion
Cellular component (GO): mitochondrial outer membrane
Molecular function (GO): GTPase activity; GTP binding
Source: RefSeq, a predicted model, not a curated record
AUGUCUCCCCUAGAUAAACCUGGACCUAAAAAGUCGCCAGAUGACUACUCAAACGAUGAUAGUGACGCUGCAACCCUCUAUUCUCCGGACAACGUCCCUUCGAUGAUGUAUGUGCCACAAGAGGGUCUGCUUACUACAAAUGCGAACACUCUCUUCGAUGGUGAUCUAGGCAACAGUCUGUCUUCAGGUUCUGGUAGCUCUUCGAAACUGCGCAAGCCUCGUCAAUCGAGUAUGAGCAGCCCAGCUUUCCAGGCAUCGCUCAAACAGAUGUACUUCAAUGAGAACAGAGCGUCCUUGGACCAGGCAAUCCACCAUACCAUUGAUCUUUUGUGUGAGCUCGUUCAGGAGAACAAGGUCAGGCCGAUUUUUUUCCCUACCGAAAGUGGUGACGCUGAGAAUGUCUUGCUCAAUUCUCCACAGGCCCACUUGGCGCUCGUAAGAAAUAAGCUGCUGGACCGCAAAGUUGUCCAGAAGACUGUAGAAAAGGCUCCGCUCGACUCGCUUCUAGCCCCACUGGACUUCAAAGUGUUGAAAUUAGGCUUGCAGAUGGGUCACAACAAGGACAUUCUUACAUCAUUGGACAAGAAGACCAUCUCGACUUUGCUCGACCAAAAACUCUCCCUGCAAAUCAAAUACCUAAUGAACUUGAAGGAUAGGGUCGAUGAUACCUCCUCCAAAGUUUUUGUAACUGGAGAUUUGAAUGCAGGUAAAUCUACGUUCUGCAAUGCAUUGUUAAGACGCAAGGUGCUUCCUGAAGAUCAGCAACCAUGCACAUCUAUCUUCUGCGAGGUCAUUGAUGCCAAAACCGAAAAUAAAGGAAUCGAAGAGGUACAUGCUAUUCCUAUUGGUUGUGAGUACAAUCAGCGUGAUGAGUCCUCCUAUGAGAGACACCCUAUCAGUAAACUUGAAGACCUUGUCUACGAGUGCGAUAAAUAUAGCCUUCUCAAGGUCUAUGUGCUAGAUUAUCGUAGCGCCGAGCAAAGCUUACUAGGAAAUGGGGUAAUUGACAUUCGCCUUAUCGAUGCGCCUGGUUUAAACAUGGACUCUUAUCAAACAACACAAGUGUUUUCACGCCAAGAAGAGAUUGAUUUGGUGGUUUUCGUUGUCAAUGCUGAAAACCAUUUUACUUUGUCAGCAAAAGAAUUCAUUGCUGCUGCUGCUGCAGAGAAGAGAUAUGUCUUUAUUGUUGUGAACCGUUUUGACAACAUUCGUGACAAGGAGAAAUGCAAAGCCAAGAUUCUUGCCCAAGUGAAAAAUCUAUCUCCUGACACGCACAAGAACGCGGCCGACUUUGUUCACUUUGUUAGUUCCUCUGAUGCACUUCUGCAUCCAGGAGGCGGUGACGGUCCAGGCGAUAACGAUCCUGAUGGCAACUACCCCGAGUUUGCUGAUCCAAAUUUCGACCAUUUGGAUGCAGCUCUUCGCCGAUUCAUUUUGGAUAAAAGAUCCAUUUCAAAGCUUCUUCCAGCCAAGAACUAUCUUUUAAAUUUGCUAGGAGAUCUAAAAUCCUUGUCAGAGGUGAACAAGAGAAUUUAUGUUCAGGAGCAAGACCGCAUGAAAGGCGUGCUCAACAAAACGAUUGGUCCAAAGUUCGAUAGAAUGGUUCAGGAGUCGCUUUCUGUUGGAGAUAGAAUUCAUCGAAUGAUCGAGAAGACUGCCACUCUGGUUUAUGACAAUACCAGAACAGAAAUUUUGGACACAGUGGAAAACUUCGGUUCCGAGCAAGUUGUUCCUUACUCUGGAUUGCAAUAUGCUUACGAGUAUGCCAAAGAAACGCAGAGGAAGAUGAUCGAUACCAUUGUUCUGUCAGUCCAAAUGAGCGAAGAGCGUGCAAAAAUCUCUACGGAAGAAGCAGUGAAUGACAUCAUCAAGUUGGGCAAGUCUACCUUAGGCGAUGAAUUCCUCACGGAUAAGACGUUUAAGCCAGAUCUCAUGUUCACCAGAAAAAGGGAUCACAUUAAAAGAAGCUUGGAUGACCUGGUUGAUUUCAUGGAUUUUUUCGAUCCAUCUCUUGAGUCUGUUCUUAUGUGGCUCGGUAUUCCGAAAGACUUUAUAUCCGGAGUCUCAGACCAGUUGUCAUUCAUCUCUCCAGCUGGACUUAUCAGCCAUAUUCCCACUUCCGUUAAUUCUAUCAGAGAAGUUGUUCCUCAACAGCUCACAUUACAAACUGUCUAUGCGUCAACUAAAGUUAUAACAACGGGUGCUUUAUUGAGUAAAGCAUAUUCAUUAUCGACUAUUGUCAAACCCAGUGUUGCCAAACAUGCUAUCAUGCCUAUCAUUUUGGGUGCUGGUGGCUUUACCCUCUUGUACUUAAUCAGCGAUAUUCCAAAUGCCUAUCCAAGGAAGCAAGCACGCAAAUUGAAGAAGCAGGUCAUGAAGUUGGACUAUGCUCAUGUCAAUGCAGACAGAAUUUCUAGAGAAUGCCGUCUGGUCUUGAACUACCCCUCCAGACAAGUUAUGAACAAUUUCCAGACGAGUCUUGACAAGAGAAGUGUGGAGAAAGAAAACCUAGAGAAGGAAAUGAAAAAUGCCGAGCUUAGCUCGAAAUAUUUCAGUGACAUGCUCGAAAAAAUCAAUAUCAGAGUCAGCUUCGUGGAAGAGAUCGACCUCGAGAGUAUUUAUUCUGUGGAGUAA